This is a messenger RNA of Amphiprion ocellaris (clown anemonefish), 6275 nucleotides long. It is a transcript of the gene map3k3, whose product is annotated as mitogen-activated protein kinase kinase kinase 3. Gene Ontology annotation, molecular function: protein kinase activity; protein binding; ATP binding. Lineage: Eukaryota; Metazoa; Chordata; Actinopteri; Pomacentridae. Gene Ontology annotation, biological process: protein phosphorylation. The transcript has 17 exons. Bases 1332 to 3203 code for a protein of 623 amino acids. The record is from RefSeq and is a predicted model, not a curated record.
ACUUCCACCGAGUAACAGCGCGUGCCCGCGGCUGCACGGCGCUAAUUUAGAGUUUAGUAACGAGAAACCCGCAGGGAAUAAGUCGGUGUUAUUACAGACGUGCGGAGGGUCGCUGCUGAGACGUUUGGAGACAUGGAUACAACCUUUACGCACCGUUUUCAUCACUUACUGGACGCGUAAAAGCGCGUUCCGGAGCCGAUGUGUGUGUUUUUUUCUGUCAGGAAGUUUGACGUUCUCGGCUGAAGAUCAUUUCUUGCUUUGUUUUGGUUGUGAGAAGGCUUGUGUGGGCUCUGGACACCGCUCGGCAACUUUGUGACACAAAAGACUGACUUGUUACAGUUUGUGUGUUUUUAUUAUUAUUAUUAUUAUUAUUAUUAUUAUUAUUCCAGUUUGGAUUUGGAGCUCCGCGGAGUCCGAACAUCGAUGGAAUUUAUCCAAAACAAACGGAGUGUUUAACAAACGGGAAAAGUGUUUUUUUUUUCUGCCGUUGUCCUGUUUUUGCUUCUCAAUCGUCCAUCACGUCUGUCUGAAUUAAAUCUUGUGUACUUUUGAUUCAGGCCACAAAGGCCUGUAUGUAUUCUUCUAUGGUGAUAUCCACAUUUACGCCUCGAUGCCAUGCAGUUGUUUGCAGUUCGGUCAUAAAAGCGCAGAUAUCUGCAGCCUAGAGGAUUUUGGACUCAAACCUGGCAACGCAGACGAGGAAAAUCUGCAAACUUAGCAGGAAGAGAGGCCAUCAAAAUCACGGAAAUCGUUCGGUGUUUCCUUCUGGCGAGCCGUUACGCACAAAUGGAUUUCAUACAGGCCACUCGCUUACUGUUACACCUGGUUUUGGGAGUUCUUUAACGCGGUUAUGGGACACGGUUCUCUCUCCGGAAAAGUCUGAAGAGUGACACACCAGAAAAUGUUUGGGAAAUGUGGGUUUUCCAGAGAACCGAAGGGGCUUCAGCAGCGGCGCAAAGCUGGUCUGCGGGCCACAGCUGGAGCGGUUUGAUGUAGCUUCUCUGAACAUUCUCAGCUCACAUCUGUCUGAUUGUUUCUACAACCCGGGAAGAGUCGGUUCGUGUGCGCGCGCGCUCCAACUUUCCGUUACCGAGGACAAGCCCCCCGGUACCUGGGGGGGGGGGCGGGGGGGGGGUGUCAGCCCCGCCAUGGCGCCCUCAGACUCCGGUGUGUCGGUGUGACCGGGGACACCGAUGGACGUGAGCGACGGCUGGACCUACUGCGUCAUCAUUUCUGCCGCGAGACACCGGUGACCGGAGUCGACAGGCUGUCGGUGGGUUGGCACAGCGAGUUUCUGAAGACUGGUUUGCAGACACGCAAACAACGCCACAAUGAAUGAGAGGCAGGCUCUCCACUCCAUAAUGAAGGACCUGGUUGCCCUCCAGAUGACGCGGCGCCAGCCUGUGUUGUCUUACGACAGCGGGAAACCCAAGACAGUGGCACAGGCCAACAGACAGGACGACGUCAGGAUAAAGUUUGAGUUCUCAGGAGAAAGGAGGAUCCUCAUGUUUGGACGGCCCGUGCAGUUCGAGGAGAUUCAGCAGAAAGUAAAGACGGUCUUUAGCCAGCAGCUAGACCUGCAUUAUAUGAACAAUGAGCUGUCCAUCCCUCUGCGAGGUCAGGAUGACCUGGACAAAGCAAUCGACUUACUGGACCGAAGCUCCAACAUGAAGAGCAUCAGGAUUCUGCUCCUCACUCAGGAGCACAGCAACGCGUCCACACCCUCCCAUCAUGUGCCCUGCAAGCAGGUGAGGAUCAAGUCUUCUCAGUCCACUGGAGAUGUCAGCACAGUGUACCAAUCCUCCGAACCCAGGGGACGCCACCUAUCCACUGGUUCUCAGAACACAGGGCGUAGCUCGCCGCCUCCCGGCUACGUCCCCGAACGCCAGCAGAGAAUCGCCCGCCAAGGUUCAUACACCAGCAUAAACAGUGAGGGGGAGUUCAUCCCCGAGACCAGCGAUCAGUGUGUGCUGGAUCCCUGGAGCAGUGCAGAGAACUCGGUUUCUGGAAGCUGUCAGUCUCUGGACAGCAACUCAGACAGCCCCUCACUGAGGAAGUCUCGAAUGCACAGAGCCAAGAGUUACCCAGAUAAUCGACAAGAGUGCUCAGACAGGGAGAAUCAUGUGUAUGACAGGGUGGCAGGGAAAGGAGGCACCUAUCCUCGGAGGUACCACGUUUCCCUGCAUUGCAAGGACCACAGUGAAGGUCGUCGAACAUUUCCACGGAUUCGUCGUCCGCAGGGGAACCUGUUCACUCUGGUGCCGUCACGGCGGUCGCUCAACGGCAGCGAGGAGAGUCUGGGCAGCUGGCAGCUGGUCGAUGCCCAGGGAAGACUGCGUGCUCAGGAUCGCUCUGUGGCCCACAAGUCGCCCAGUGCUCCAGUGACGUGGCGUCGGGGGAAGCUCCUGGGUCAGGGUGCGUUUGGUCGGGUUUACCUCUGCUAUGAUGUGGAUACUGGGAGAGAACUGGCCGCCAAGCAAGUCCAGUUUGAUCCCGACAGUCCCGAGACCAGCAAGGAGGUCAGUGCUUUAGAGUGCGAAAUCCAGCUGCUGAAAAACCUGCAUCACGAGCGCAUCGUUCAGUAUUACGGCUGUUUGAGGGACCACAAUGAGAAGACGCUCACUAUUUUCAUGGAGUACAUGCCGGGGGGCUCAGUCAAAGAUCAGCUAAAGGCCUACGGAGCUUUGACAGAAAAUGUGACCCGGAAGUACACCAGACAGAUCCUGGAGGGGAUGUCGUACCUGCACAGCAACAUGAUCGUACACCGGGACAUUAAAGGUGCCAACAUCCUGCGGGAUUCGGCGGGCAACGUGAAGCUCGGGGACUUUGGCGCCAGCAAGAGGCUUCAGACCAUCUGCAUGUCUGGCACCGGCAUCCGCUCCAUCACCGGCACCCCCUACUGGAUGAGUCCGGAGGUGAUCAGUGGAGAAGGAUACGGCAGGAAGGCUGAUGUCUGGAGCCUGGGUUGCACCGUGGUGGAGAUGCUGACAGAAAAGCCUCCGUGGGCCGAGUACGAGGCCAUGGCAGCCAUCUUCAAGAUCGCCACGCAGCCCACCAACCCGCUGCUGCCCUUGCACACCUCCGAUCAGGCGCGGGACUUCAUCCGCUACAUCUUCGUGGAGGCCAAACACAGGCCCAGCGCCGAGGAGCUGCUCAGACAUCCCUUCUCCCAGAUUCUGUGCUCGGACUUGCCCAGUUUCUGAACUGCAAACCGCAGCGUCGCGCAGAAACUUCAGCAGCAACUGCAGCUUCCAUUAAAACCUUCCCAUGGUGGAAAAUCCAGACAUGGAAGUCACUGUUAAAGAAGAUUCUCACACGCAAAUCCAAAGAACAGUUUUAACACCAGCAGUGGUACCUUGAAAACCAGCAUGUGCUCUUCCAGGAGUCUCCACAAGGGGGAAACAGAACACAGAUGAAGCGUGAGGUGGAUUUGUGCACCCCACGGGUGGAGUCAUAGCUCAUGCACCAGUUGUGUCAUCCUGUGUUUACAUUCAGUUGUUAUGCAGUCGUGAGAAAUACCAGGAAACCCUAAAGUGUUUGACUUUGAAACAUUUAGCUGCGCACCAUUUUAAAGCUACAACAGGCCUAAAGCUCUGAGUUUGCCCAGUGGAUGUUGAACGCCACUGAUGCAAAAAUAGCGUUACUUAGACAGGGUUGUUCUCCAGUUUUUCUAUCUGUGUCAUUUUUCUACACAAAGACAUCUCUGCUCUUCAGCUUCGGCUUUUUGUUUAAGCUAUUUGGGACACACUUUUUGGUUUCAGCCUCUUCAAAUUCAGAGAACAGGUGUGGUUUAGCACAGUUUUUAAGAAUGGCAACCACAAAGUCAGCAUCUUCCAUAAAAACUAGGGCCAGAUUGUGAUUCUGUUAUUACCAUUACAUUUCAACAGCAUCCAUUUCUCUGCAAAGUGAUUGUGCAAUAGUCUCUUUAACAAAAUGGAUUUCUACAUCCUUAAAUGCUAAAAAAUAUUUUGCUCACUGCAUGAUAAAACGUUUGAACCCUCUUCUUUCUCAAGUUCCAGCUCUGUUUCCUCAUCCAGACAGCCUUUUUUAAAAAUAUACAAAGUGGCAUUUUGUUUGGAAAUCUGAAAUAGCAUAAAGUAGCAAUAAAGACAAAUGUAAUUUCAGACCAAUUUCAUUCACAGAAUAUAAAUUAUACAAAGGCAUGUGUCAUUUCUACCAUCCUUUUUUAGAUCAAGAAACUGAGUCAUGACUUGAGAAAUGAGUUAUUGUGCAGCAAGCAGAAUAUUUUUUCAUCCAGGUAUUGUUUUGAAAGCAAAUUUGCAGGUUUUUCAAAGAUAAUCAAGUAUUAAUUUUCUGAGAAGCUUUGCUCAGUGACUUGUAGCCAAGGCAUUAAAACCAAAGGUAACCUGAAUGACAACCAUUAUCUCAUUACAAUGCAAUGUUCUGCUGAAAGACUUUGGGUAUCACAUACUUAAACACUGUUGCAGACUUUGCGCAUCCCUUCAUGGCAGCAGUAUUCCCCAAUGGCCUCUUUCACCAGCAUAAAAGUCUCUGCCACACUGCAAACGUUGUUCAGGAACGAUAUGAGGAACACAACAAAGAUCUUGGGCCUCUGGUUUUAAUGUUUUGGCUGAUUGAUGUAUGUUGAUGAUGUAAAAAAAAGCACUCCCCUCGCCAUCUCUAUCAGUGUCUGUCUACCUGUACAACUACCUAGUUUGCCACACUGCCUUAAUGCAUCCACGAAAUUUCAGAGAACAGGUGCAUUUCUUACAGCCUAGAAAUAAGAAUUUAAUAAUCGGGGUGGAUUUUUCCUUCCAAAGAGCUCAUAUUAUGAAUACAUUUUUAGUUUAUGUGAAAGAUCUGUAGCCUUUCAAAGCCCAGACAGGAAGAAGAGGUGCUGUAGCAUGUUUUUUUUUUUUUUUUUAAUUAAAGCAUGUAAACAGAUUAUAGUAGGUCCAAAAAAUCAAAUUCUAAACUUCUAAGUGUGCAUAAUAUGGGCUCUUUAAGAUGUUCUUUUUAGCUGGGCUCUUCCAGUCUUGUUCUGCCUCUCACCUCACUGUGACUUCUUCUUCUACCAGACAACCAUCUUCCUCUUGUAGCUAGAUGUUCAAUAUCGCAGAAGUUCUCAGCCGACAAAGUGCCAAAACGGGCAGAUAAAACAUUAUGCUGCAGACUUGGUGUCAGUUUAAUAUCAAAAGUAAAGCAGAUGAUGCUUUUUUGUUGAUUUAAAGGUUUAAACUGAAGGCCUUAAUUUUCUCUGUUGCCUUCUUCCUGUUCAUGUGUGUCUGGCCCAAACUGAGAAGCAUUAGCUUCAGGAUCAAUUCAAAUCAGAUGCACUUUGAUGUAAAAUGAAUGUUGUGGGGUUUUAUUCAAAUUUCUCUUUUUUUUAAUGUCAAAUGUGAAAAUUCGUUCUCUUUUAUUUAUAUCCCCACGUCUAUUCCAAUUUGAUUUUAUAAGUAAAUAUAAAUGUAUAAAUAUAUUUUUUAUAUUCAGACUGUGUCAAAUCUAAUGAUACUUUCAGGACUUAGUGUUGUUAAAAGUAAAUCAUUGAAAGCAGCUGGUUUUGCAGACAUUACAAAAUUGGGGUUUAUAAAUGAAAAAUGGGUGGAAAAACGAACUCUGGCUGCCUGGCUCUUGUUCCAGCGCAGAUUUUUUUUUUCUCACACAUCCUUAGCUAUACAUUCAGAUGACAGUAUUACCUGACAAGUUAUGGAAACUUCACAUCACUGGCCGUGGAGCUUCGACAUAUCUAUGAUGUCCCAUGAAUGAAACUUUUAAAGGCUAAACUUAGAGACUGCUGGGAAUAUUUCAUGUGUGAUCUCAGUGUUAUUAAAACAUAAUUAACGGGUGUGUGUGAGCCAAAGACAAGCGGGAUCGGAGCCAGCGCUGGAUGUCAGAGUUCGCUGUUCAACCCAGACGACGACUUUGUUUAUCCCGGGGUUCAGACAACGAGUCCAGUAUUCAGUGAUUUUCUGGGCAAAGGGCUUGCUGCUGCCUUAAUGGUAAUACAGGAGUAUUUCUACAGGGCUGCUACAUGCUAAAGGCAGCUAAAAUAUGUUCAGCGUUGAAAAUGAUGUGGUUCUUUUUAAUAAAAAAGGACCCUGGGAUAAGCAAAUGAACAUGAAAUAGUUGUUAGAAAUCUAUAUAUGUAAAUGUAUGAUAUGUAUCAUGACAAGACUUGCAGUGCAAAGUCUAAAGUAUCAAAUUUAUUUUACAGCAAGAAAAGAAUAGUAUGUUAUAUAUAUAUAUAUAAUUAUGAAUGUAUAUGUCAUGCCCUUUCGCGAAAACAAAUAAAUAGUUUUUAAAUAUGUGUA